This is a messenger RNA of Dermatophagoides pteronyssinus (European house dust mite), 1510 nucleotides long. RefSeq names its product queuine tRNA-ribosyltransferase accessory subunit 2. The record is from RefSeq and is a predicted model, not a curated record. Lineage: Eukaryota; Metazoa; Arthropoda; Arachnida; Sarcoptiformes; Pyroglyphidae.
CUUCGAAAAAAAAUUCUGAAAAUUUCAACAAGUUUUUGUUGAUUUUGUUUUUGAUUUUGAAAAAAAAAUGGAAACAAAUGAAAAUCCGGUGGAAUCCAGGACAUCAAUGCCGCUGCCGCUGUUGAUAUUGUACACCCAGAAUGGAUCGAUUCCAUUUUUAAGCUGGAAUUUCAUUCACCAAUUCAACAAUGAAAUAUUGUUUCAUUCGAAAAAUGAUGAUGAAGAAAUUAAUUUUGUUAAAUUAAAUGUUGGUGAUUUUUUCGAUUAUCUUGAUGAAUCUGGCGGCGAUCAUCGAUUAUCAUCAAUGAAAUAUUUUAAAAAUUGUUCAUUCAUUUUGUCAUUAUUUGAUCCAUUAAGAAAUUCAAAAGAUUUUUAUAAAAGUAAUGAUCAAAAAAUUGCAAUUGAAACUUAUCAGGGUAAAAAAAUGCUUUCAGUUGAUGAUAUGCUUAAACUAAGUCGUACGAUUGGUGUUGAUCAUGUUCAAUCUUUAGCAGAUAUUAUAACACCACCGAUUGCCGGACGUAAAUGGACAAAUAAAUCGGUUGAUAGAUCGAAUAAAUUUCUUGAUGAAAUUAUUUCACAACAACAACAAAAAGAAGAUUCCGGUAAUAAAAUAAAACUUUGGGCAACCGUAACCGGUGGUUUUCAACAUGAAAGUCGUUAUCGUUCUUGUCAGAAAAUUUCUCAAUAUUCCGAUUGUUUGCAGGCAAUAAUUAUUGAUGGUUUUUUCGGUUAUAAAACCGAUGGCCAAGAUAAUGAUGAUGAUUUGGAAGAAAACCUUGAUAAUUUUCAACAAAUAUUAACCGGGGAUAUUAUUCCAAAUUUACCAGAACAAAUACCAAAAGUAUUAUUUGGUUGUUUUUAUCCGGAUACAAUCAUACGGUUAAUCCGUUCAGGAAUACAAAUAUUUGAUAGUUCAAUAUGUACAUUGUUGACCAAUAGAGGUCGUGCACUGCCAUCACCAUUGAUUUCGAAUGUUGAACCAAAAUUAUUAUUCGAACGGUCAACCGAAAUGAUCAACGACGACGAUCCAAAUCCAUCGAUAAUUCUUGAUUUGAAUAAUAUUUCCUUUAAAAAUAGUGACCGAUUAAUAAGUAACAAAUGUAAAUGUUAUACAUGUAACAAAGGUUUUACACGUUCUUAUAUUAAUCAUCUAUUGAAACGUAAUGAAAUUAAUUCAAGGAUUUUAUUACAAAUUCAUAAUCAUUAUGUUUUAACGGAAUUUUUCAGCCGAAUUCGUUUGAUAAUUAUUGAUGGAUACUUUGAUCAAUUACUAGUCAAUAGUAAUGUUUUGGAUGAUAAAUUUAGUCAACCACAACCACCACCAUCAUCAACGACGACAACAAUGACAUCAUUACCGAACGGCAAAUAAAUUCAAUUAUCAUCAACAACAACAAAAAAAUGACCGAAAAACGACUGACCAAAUGAUCAUCAUGUUGUUUGAUUUGAUAUAGGUCGAUGGGUAAAAUUUACUUCGCUUGACAACCACAAUUAAUCAUAAUGAUGAUCA